GAGCGCGAGCACGCGGCCCGCGAGGCAUUCUGGGGGUUGUAGUUCCGGGCGCGUCCGCGGUGGUGCGGGCCUACGUCGGCCGCGCUCUCUAUGCUCGCGGAGGACAGAGUGGCCCAGCUGUUGCCAUGGCUUCUCGGUCCUGCCGCGGGAGGGAGGCAGCCCAGCCAGGCGCCCGCUAGCUUCGGCGGCGGGGUGGACCGGGAAGCGGAAGGAAUCUGGUGCGGUGGGUCCCGGAGCCUGGGGCGGAGCGCGGGGGCACCCGAAACCCCGGACAGCGGCGGGGAGCGGGGGAAGCGCUUCCUUCCCGAUUUGCCGAGUAGAGCCGGUCUCCCCACGCCCACCCCCACUGCUCCCCAGCAGCCUUCGGUGUGGAAGAAUGGCAGUGAGCCACUCGGUGAAGGAGCGGACCAUCUCUGAGAACAGCCUGAUUAUCCUGCUGCAGGGCCUCCAGGGCCAGGUAACCACCGUGGACCUGCGGGAUGAGAGCGUGGCCCGCGGACGCAUAGACAACGUGGAUGCUUUCAUGAACAUCCGCCUGGCCAACGUCACCUACACAGACCGCUGGGGGCAUCAGGUCGAGCUGGAUGACCUCUUCGUGACGGGCCGUAACGUCCGUUAUGUCCACAUCCCAGAUGAUGUGAACAUCACGGCGACCAUUGAGCAGCAGCUGCAGGUCAUCCACCGGGUGCGCAACUUCGGCAGCAAGGGCCAAGGCCGGCGGGAAUUUCCCUCCAAAAAGUAUAAAUGAGCCUUCCCCUCGGCCAGCUCCAGUCCCCACUCAGGUUCCUCCAGAGUUCUACUGAGCCAACCGCCUGCUCCCCUCCCUGCCCAGAGUCUGGAAAGAGAGCGGGCCCGGCCCAGUCACAGCUGCCUUUCACAGGGUCCCGUCUCCUAGACUCACUCUGGGAUCCUACUUACCUGUCUGUGGCCUUGAUCAUUUACAUUGGAAUCUGAUUUACUGAUUUAGGGAAUCUGCCAAAUCGUUUUCAGCCCUCUCCCAGUGAGGGUUCUCGAGCGUACUCAGCCUGAGCCACCCCUGAGCGUUCCGGUUUCUCACAAUUGUGUUUGCUUUCUCAGAAAACUUGGAUACAAACAAGUCCGUGCCUCAUGCUUUCCCUGAUGUGUGCUGGGCUCCGUGUGGGUCCUGCGUCAUAGGGCAGUGGUGCUUAAAUGUGGCAGCACAUUGCCAUCACCUGUCCCACCAUCAGCUAUUCAGACUGGUAUUGGGUGUAGCCUGGACAUUGGGAUUCUUUUUAAGUUUCUCAGGUGAGGGGUGCUUGGGUGGCUCAGUCAGUUAAGUGUCUGCCUUCGGCUGAAGUCAUGAUCCCAGGGUCCUGGGAUCGAGCCCCGAGUCAGGCUCCCUGCUCAGUG
This is a messenger RNA of Zalophus californianus (California sea lion), 1371 nucleotides long. It is a transcript of the gene LSM10, whose product is annotated as LSM10, U7 small nuclear RNA associated. Lineage: Eukaryota; Metazoa; Chordata; Mammalia; Carnivora; Otariidae. Gene Ontology annotation, biological process: mRNA 3'-end processing by stem-loop binding and cleavage. The transcript is spliced from 2 exons. Gene Ontology annotation, cellular component: cytoplasmic U snRNP body; nuclear body. Gene Ontology annotation, molecular function: histone pre-mRNA DCP binding; U7 snRNA binding. Bases 377 to 748 code for a protein of 123 amino acids. The record is from RefSeq and is a predicted model, not a curated record.